Mycotypha africana is the source of this 1812-nucleotide messenger RNA. RefSeq names its product gamma-glutamyltranspeptidase. The record is from RefSeq and is a predicted model, not a curated record. The coding region runs from base 1 to 1812 and encodes 603 amino acids. Gene Ontology annotation, cellular component: plasma membrane. The transcript is spliced from 12 exons. Gene Ontology annotation, molecular function: glutathione gamma-glutamate hydrolase. Gene Ontology annotation, biological process: glutathione catabolic process. Lineage: Eukaryota; Fungi; Mucoromycota; Mucoromycetes; Mucorales; Mycotyphaceae.
AUGAAAAGGACUCGCAAAAUUGACGAGGAAGCCCAAGCGUUAUUAAGACAUAAACAUAUCAAAGAAGAAUUUUACGAAAGAAGGUUCAGAUUUGACAGUAAAAGUGCUCUAGUGAGCUUACUUUUACUAUGCAUCAUUUUCUUUCUAAGCAUAUUUAAUUUCAAGCACUUAUAUAAUCAAAAUAAUAAGCUCGAUUCAGUCGUGGGCAGUAAGGGAGCAGUGGCAGUUGAAGGGAAAGAAUGCUCGGAAGUAGGGCUUGACAUUCUAAAGAAGAAUGGAAGUGCUGUUGAUGCCGCUAUAGCAUCGGCCCUUUGUAUAGGUGUUAUUAACAGCUUCGCAACAGGCAUUGGAGGCGGUGGAUUCAUGCUUAUUCGAACAGCGAAUGGAAGUUACGAACAUAUUGACUUUCGGGAAACAGCACCAGCCGCAGCUCACAAAGACAUGUUUAACGAUAAUCCAAUUGCAGCACAAAGGGGUGGAUUAGCGGUAGCUGUGCCUGGUGAAAUUAGAGGCUUUGGUUUGGCGCAUCAAAGGCAUGGAAGGCUUCCUUGGAAAGACCUGUUCGAUUCGGCUAUCCGGAUAGCUGAAGACGGCUUUGAAGUGACUGAACAUCUAUACAGUAAAUUAAAGAAAUCGAAAUCAUGGAUUGAAGAGUCACCUGGAUUUGCAGAAGUAUUUGCUCCAACUGGUUUUAUUGCCAAACCAGGAGAAAUAAUUAAACGGCCCACGUUAGCCGAAACCUUAAGAACAAUCGCUGCUAAAGGCGCGGAUGUAUUUUAUAAUGGAUACAUCGCUGAAUCAUUGGUCAAUGCCACGCAAAAUGCAGGUGGUAUUUUGACCUUAGACGACAUGAAAAAUUAUCAGCCGAUCAUUCGACCUGUCAUUCAAACUACCUAUCAUGGUCGUAAGGUGAUUACUACAUCAGCACCUACAAGUGGACCUGCUCUUCUGGGUAUUCUCAAUUUGAUUGAACCUUAUUAUUUUAACAACACCAUUAAUGAUGCAACGAUAUCAAAUUUGACGAUUCACCGACUGAUUGAAGCUUACAAAUUUGGGUUUGCAUUCCGUUCAGAGUUGGGAGAUCCCAAGUUCACAGGAAAUGAAAAACUUCAGGACCAGAUCAUCACCAAAGAAUGGGCUGACAAUAUCAGAAGCAAUAUCACAGAUAAUACGACGCAUGGCUAUUUAUAUUAUAAUCCAAAGUACGAUAACAGUGAAUCUCAUGGCACGAUGCACCUUUCCGUGAUUGAUAAUUCGGAUCAAAGUGCAGUAGCACUAACAUCGACCGUAAAUCUAAUGUUUGGCGCUAAAUUUAUGGAUCCAAUAACAGGUGUAAUAUUAAAUGAUGAGAUGGAUGACUUUAGUAUUCCCGGUGUACCUAACAAUUUUGGAUUAUACCCAAGUCCUUACAAUUUUAUCGCACCUGGUAAAAGACCAUUAUCUACUAUCACUCCAACUAUGUUAGAGGACGAGAAUCAAAAUUUGGAAAUGGUUGUCGGUGGCUCUGGUGGCUCUCAAAUCUUAACAGCUACACUUAAUGUCAUUUUAAAUACUCUUGAUUUUCAUUAUGAGAAUGUAUUCGAAGCAGUAAAAGCACCUCGGAUUCAUCACCAGUUACUACCAAACGAGAUCCAGUUCGAGUCUGGAUUCAAAGAAAGCAUUUUGCAAGGGUUAUCUCGAAGAGGACAUUCUCUUCGAAAUGUGAGGGAGACAGGAACUAUUUCUGCCGCACAAGCUAUUCGCAGAUUUAAGAAUGGAACUCUUCAUGCGGCCAGUGACCCUAGAAAAGAUGGUAUAGCUGCUGCUUAUUAA